Messenger RNA from Electrophorus electricus (electric eel), 797 nucleotides. RefSeq lists its product as uncharacterized. Gene Ontology annotation, cellular component: membrane. Lineage: Eukaryota; Metazoa; Chordata; Actinopteri; Gymnotiformes; Gymnotidae. Gene Ontology annotation, biological process: immune response. Gene Ontology annotation, molecular function: tumor necrosis factor receptor binding. The record is from RefSeq and is a predicted model, not a curated record.
UGUUACAGGCUACCGCCCCCAUAUAAAGAAUCAGCUUUGAGGAGGGAGUAGAGGUCCGCUGGGAUGCGUGGGAGACCCAUCGUAGUGUUCACUAUUUCAUCAGCUAUUGAUACGCUGAGCUUCCAGUCAGCGGCUGCGGUUAUUUGAGCAUCUCGUGGAGCAGAAGUGAGAAUGGUGCACACGGUUAGAGCGCACGCUUGCUGGAUGUCCGUCGCUGUCACCAUUGGGGUAAUUGCUUCGACUUUGACUUGGGUCUACGUGACGAGGGGAUACGAAAUCUUUGGACGAGGAAUCAACAACGGUAGUUGCAUUCCAGAUAGCCUCUGUACUUCCAAAGCACAUUACCUUCUAAAAGUGAAAAACAGCUCAGCAGACAGCCGUCUGACCUGGAAUGAGGAGUGGGAAAACAGCCAGUUCUACCUGGACUCUGACCAAGCAUGGCUAACGGUGAAGGAGCAGGGCUUUUACCUGCUCUACAUGCAGGUGACAUAUGGCCUGAAAGGUACUGACCUUGACAAGGGCGUGUCUUCCGCGGACCUCAGCCUCAUCGUGGACUACCGCUACAAGCAGGGGGAGCAGGAGUUUGCCGCCGCCUUUGACACGCGCCCACUCACGGACAGGGAGCAGGACGCCCAUCUGCACAACUUCCUGCUGCUGAGGAUGAGAGCGGGUGAGCAGCUGUCUGUGCGCGCGCAGCCCAAGGAGCGAAUCAAAUACAGUGACAUCCGCCCGAUCUCCAGCUACCUCACCAUGGUCAGGUCUCCAGACGUGUCUCAGCAUGCUUGACUGACAUCGCG